CGCUGCUGUUCAACUCGCGAGUCUGGGACGUACGGUAAGGUUGGAACCCAGCAGAAGUGCGGAGCGACUAACCACUACUCGCGGAGAGCACGCUCCCAGUUCGCGGACCGGCUAGAGCUGCUGAGGGGCUCCUGGUGAAAGCACUGCCACACAGCGGAGCGCGACCGUCUGGACGAUCUGGAGGCGCGAACGUCUGGGCGACUGGACUGCCACAGCGCAAAAAUGCUCGCCGGCGUCCUCGUGUUCAUCCUGGUGGCGCCCGCGACGCCCCUCGCCCCGGCGACGAAGCCGCCCUCGAGCCGCGACGUCGGCCGCCUCGUGAACGAGGCUGCGACCGUCGAAGACGCCCUCGCGACGGCGCGACUGCUCCCACUGGCUGGCGAGGAGACGCAGCACUGGGAGACGCAAGACGUCCAUAUUGCGAGACGACGCAAGUCGCUGACGGCGCUGCUCCGACGCGUCACGCGCUGGACGGUCGGUGGCGCCGCGGCGGAGGCGCGACGGGGCGUGCUGGCGAACGACGACUUUACACGUUGCAUGCAUCUGCUGGCCGAACCGGGGCCUGCAGAGGCGUACGCCGCCGAGCGACGCGACGGCCUGCGGCUCGUCGCCGCGCUGGCGCAGGCGCCGGACGCGCUGGCGCCCGUAGCGCAGGACGUCGACGCCGCCUUCCGCGUGGCGCUCGACGAGCUCGACGGCGCGCCGGGCGCCACGACCGGUUUACAUUGGGCGGCAAAGCGCUGCGCGGCCGCCGGCGCGCCCGUGGCCACGUUGGAUGCGCUAGGCGCGGCGGAGAGCGCGCUUCGCCUGCCGUUCCGCGUGCACGUGAACGCCGUGACCCUGCCCGGCGUCGGAGAGCUCGCGGCGGCCCUGCCGCUGCGCGCGGACACGAUCGCGACGAAAAGUGGAGCGCUGGUGCUCGAGCGGCGGCGGACGGCGUGGCUCGCCGAGCCCGGCAUCGGGGCACUGGCCUACAGCGGCAAACUCAUGGCACCGGAGCCCAUCCCCGACGCCGUCCGAAAGAUCCGUGACUCUGUGCAACGGCAGUGCAUAAAUCAGAUUGUCGCGGCGCGUUGCCACCCGACUCACUGAUUGAUUUGCGCACAGGUCAAUGGCAUGCUCGACGCGCCAAAAUUUGACUGCGCUUUGUGCAACCUCUACCCGGCGGGCGAGGACGCGGCGUGCAAGUUCCACAGCGAUCCUGAGCACGGGUCGCACUGGCACCUGUCGACAGCCGUCGUAUCAUGUGGGGAGCCACGGCGAUUCGCCUUCCGAAGGAUAGGGGCGGAAGAUGACGAGCACGACCGCCACUCCUUCCAUUUAUUUGACGGCGAUGUCGUUGAGAUGUUCGAUAAUUGUCAAGACAUCUACCAGCACGCGGUGUUGGCGCCCGAGGACGCGACGACGAACCAGGGCGCAAGAGUAUCGCUCGUGUUCAAAAACGCGCUGCUCUUGCCGUCCGGGAAGAAGGGGCACGGGCUCCCGGGCUCCGGCACUCGUAGCGACCGGAGAAAGGCGAAGAUCAAAGUCGCGGGCGACGAGCGGCCGAAGCCGAAGCCUGGACGACGGCGGCGGCGAGCUACUGCGUCGCGGUGAUAAGUACCUUGUAUGUGUC
Molecule: messenger RNA, 1615 nt
Organism: Pelagomonas calceolata
Lineage: Eukaryota; Pelagophyceae; Pelagomonadales; Pelagomonadaceae
Source: the annotation of a GenBank genome assembly